Messenger RNA from Anthonomus grandis grandis, 1669 nucleotides. RefSeq names its product sugar transporter SWEET1 (gene slv). Gene Ontology annotation, molecular function: sugar transmembrane transporter activity. Gene Ontology annotation, biological process: carbohydrate transport. Lineage: Eukaryota; Metazoa; Arthropoda; Insecta; Coleoptera; Curculionidae. The transcript has 7 exons. Gene Ontology annotation, cellular component: membrane. Bases 547 to 1533 code for a protein of 328 amino acids. The record is from RefSeq and is a predicted model, not a curated record.
CCACCACUUCUCUUUCUCUAUAUAUUUGUGUUCUGUGCCCUAUAUAUUUGUGUUUGGGUUAUGUGCCCUAGACGAAAAUUUUUGAUAUUUCUAAAAUUGAUGAAUUGAUGAUACACCAUACACCUACACAGAAAAGAGUGAAAUAAAAGCCAUACACGAUUCACGUAUUUAACGGGUUUGUUGUGUGGUUUUUUGUUUUUAAUUUUAAGUCAAUCGGAAUAUUUGGUAUUUAAAUUCCGUCAAAUUUUAAGAAUUUUAGACUCUGAUAUACAUUCAUUUGGUCUACAAAAAUUUGCAGACUCCUGCAUGAGGAAAAUAGAUUCUGGGAUCCUAGGUGCUGUAGAAUGAAUGAGGAAGGUUUAAAAACCCUUCUGGCUACCACAGCUUCCAUUUGCACUAUUUUGCAGUUUCUGUCUGGAAUGUAUAGCAAGCUUUCAUAGAAUAAACAAAAUGCAGCAGUUCUUAUGAACAACAAUGGUGUACAGCAUAGCUGAACAUGUAGACAUUAUUUUUAUUAAUGGUUCCCAGUACAUAUAGAGAACCCACAUGUGUUUAGAGAAGGGCAUACUCAGUACCCACAAAAAAUUAAUGUUUGAGCUGGAAGAAGUUUUAGGGGAAAUGACAGACAUGCAUGUAAUGUAUGCACGUGCUUACAGUAAUUGUUAUGCAGCGAGACGCCUGUAUGCAGAAGCGUUUCCUCAACGGCAACUUGCAGAUAGUAAAACCUUUGAAAGUGUAGACCGUAGAUUGCGGGAAAGAGGAAGUUUUAAAAUUCCCACCAAUGAUAGAGGCCGGCCGAGGUCCGUAAGAACUCAUGAGUUUCAGGAGGCAGUUUUACGUGCCGUGGAACAAAAACCUGGUGUAAGUACCAGGACUAUAGCAGCUCGAUUAGGGGAUAAUCAUUCCAACAGCACUGUGUGGCCGGUUCUUCCCCGUUUGCAGUUUUGCCAAUGCAUUACCUGCCAGAAAAUUGUGAUCAAUAAAAGUUCAGGUGAAAUAUCAUCAUUUCCGUUUGUCAGUGGAUGUUUAUCAACUUCCCUGUGGUUGCGCUAUGGAUUUCUUAUUGAAGACACCUCUAUUAUUCUAGUGAACACCAUUGGAGUAUCACUGUUUACGUCCUAUGUGGUUGUGUUUCUCCUAUACAGUAUUAAGAAGACUCAUGUAUUGCGUCAGUUCCUAUUUUGUCUACUAGUUCUUACAUUAGUUUUAAUGAGAGUGCAUCGAAUUCUGGAACUGGACAUCGCAAGGAAUUUUUUGGGAAAAGUGUGUUUGGCGGUUACCAUACUAUUUUUUGCUGCCCCUUUUGCUUCUCUGCUAGAGGUGUUUAAAGUAAAAAGUACAGAAAGUUUGCCAUAUCACCUAAUAGUAUCUACAUUUAUUGUGAGCCUACAGUGGAUGAUAUAUGGUAUACUACUAAAUGACAAAUUUAUUCAGAUUCCAAAUUUGUUGGGUUGCAUCCUCUCAGCAAUUCAACUUAGCCUAUUUUUAAUCUAUCCCAGUAAAACUAGUUCUAGCAUCUAUUCAAACAUUUAAAUAUGUGCAGUUAAAAAGAACUCCAUAGCACCAGAAAGAAGAAAAAUAUCAAACUUUCUUACUUAUAUAUAGAUAUAUAUAUUAUAUAUGUAAACUUUGGCUGUAAAGAAAUACAAAAUAAUUAAUUGUCUUAUUA